CGAUGGCCGGCGGGCCCUGAGCGCGGGCGCCCGGCGGUGCCCGCCCUGGCCGGCUGCCACCAUCGCCCCGACGGCGCGGGGGAGGCCGUGGCUGCUGGCGGCCGCCGCGGGGGUGGUGAUGCUGCUGGUCCUCGUGGUCCUCAUCCCCGUGCUGGUCAGCUCCGCCGGGCCCGACGGCCGCUACGAGAUGCUGGGCACCUGCCGCAUGGUGUGCGACCCCUACCCCACGGCCGGCCGCCCCGUCGGGGCCCCCCGGGGCCAGGGCGACCUGCCGCCGCCCUCCACCCUGCUGCAGGGCCCGCAGGGCAAGCCCGGCCGGGCGGGGAAGCCGGGGCCCCCGGGGCCGUCGGGGCCCCCGGGCCCCCCGGGGCCGUCGGGGCCCCCCGGGGAGAGGGGGGAGCCCGGGAGGGUGGGCCCCCCGGGGCCGCCCGGGCCCGGGCCCAACGGGGCGGUCAGCGCGGCCACUUACACCACGGUGCCCAGGGCCGCCUUCUACGCGGGCCUGAAGAACCCGCACGAGGGCUACGAGGUCCUCAAGUUCGACGACGUGGUCACCAACCUGGGCAACAGCUACGACGCGGCCACCGGCAAGUUCACCUGCAACAUCCCGGGCACCUACUACUUCACCUACCACGUGCUGAUGCGCGGGGGCGACGGCACCAGCAUGUGGGCGGACCUCUGCAAGAACGGCCAGGUGCGGGCCAGUGCCAUUGCCCAGGACGCGGACCAGAACUACGACUACGCCAGCAAUAGUGUCAUCCUACACCUGGACGCGGGGGACGAGGUCUUCAUCAAGCUGGACGGCGGCAAGGCCCACGGCGGCAACAGCAACAAGUACAGCACCUUCUCCGGCUUCAUCAUCUACUCCGACUGAGCCCACCCCAGAACCCCCUCUCCUCUGGACCUGGAGAACCUCCUCCCACCCUCAGCCCACCGUUUGUGGGAAGGGGCAAAGGGGGACCCUCCCCCACUAAGGGCCAGGGUCCAGGGGUGUCAAAAUGGGGACAGUAGCCCCAUCCUCCCUAGCCCUCCUCCCAUUGCCUGUCCCCCCCGCUACAUGACCCCUGCCUGGGGUCACCCUCCCCAAGGCUGCCCCUUGCCCCCCACGCUGAUCCACCCAGCUGGUAGUGCCAGGCCCUCCCCGGGGGUCCCGUCCCUGUCCCCCAGCCCUCAGCAGCUGGAAAAGUGUCCCCCACCCAUGCUGUAUAUAUGUAGAAUACGACUGUAUAUUGCCCAGGCUGCCCCCAAGGACCCCCUGCCCACGGGUUUGGCAUCCCCCCCAGACUGGCAUCGCCCUCCCUCCUGCCCCUGGUACAAAGCAGGAUGAAUUGGGGGUACGGUGGGGAGGGGGACGUGAGUGGCAAUGAGCAAGGCUCUUCCCCACCCCUCAGUCGUACCCAAAGGCCUCCCCACAGAGGCCCGGCCCAGCGGCGCCCUGUCUGACCAAAGCUAAUAAAAGCCCAU
Tachyglossus aculeatus (Australian echidna) is the source of this 1464-nucleotide messenger RNA. It is a transcript of the gene C1QL1, whose product is annotated as complement C1q like 1. The record is from RefSeq and is a predicted model, not a curated record. The coding region runs from base 119 to 874 and encodes 251 amino acids. Lineage: Eukaryota; Metazoa; Chordata; Mammalia; Monotremata; Tachyglossidae. The transcript has 2 exons. Gene Ontology annotation, molecular function: protein binding.